AUGAACAAGAAUAUUGUGGAGAAGAAUUUUGAGCUGUAUCUGCAAAUAGCGAAGGACAAAUGGUUUUCAUCUUAUAUUGAACUCAAAGAAAUUGGGGUUCAUGUGAUUGUAGAGAAGCCAGAUUCAUUUGAAGAGUCAGAGUGGAAGUGGGAGUGGAAUAAUGACACUGAUAACCAAGAGUCGCAGUGGGAAUGGGAUCAUGACAUUGGGACGCUGCAAAGAACAUCUUCGGGUGAUGUUGAAGAGAGGGAUGAGAUUGACAGCCGAAGUGGAACAGAUAGAGUGAUACUUAAACUAUAUCAUCGUCGGCUUCAUCAUCCCUUUUGGGUUCAAUUGCACCUUCUACUAGGGAGCAGUGGAUAA
This is a messenger RNA of Dovyalis caffra, 363 nucleotides long. NCBI's taxonomy places the organism in Eukaryota, Viridiplantae, Streptophyta, Magnoliopsida, Malpighiales, Salicaceae. The record is from the annotation of a GenBank genome assembly.